CGGAAAGUGGGAUUCACACUACCUCCCAGUACGGGGUAGAUACCGUGACUCGGGAUUGUUUUUCUCCACCGUAUUGUAGAUAGCCAUGAUUGGUUGCUUCCCUGGUGGGCCUUGCGGCCUGUAGCCGUAAUAGGCUAGACUCGAGGCACCGACGGUGAUCUCAGCUGACCCGCCGGGCCCAAACAUCAAGCAUUGGGGAAGCAUUUCCUCCAGCUAUCCAUACUCCUCGGCAAUCCGCCUUCUCGGGUGCACUGAAACCAUCCAACCGAUGGAUUUCGACGAUAUCGCACUGUCCCGGUUCGAAGGAUUGAAGAAAGAAUGGGUGAAUCGGUGCUCCCAAUCUGGCAGGGGCAUCUGUGACCUGGCCAACCGGUAUCGGCAACGCGAUGACUGCCAUCUUCGAUCCAUGCACAGCGGGUCCUUCAAUUUCAGCUUCCGUCUUCACUGGGACGACGGCGGCGAGGACUGGUUGAUUCGAUUUCCACUCGCGGGGAAGUCCAUGUUCCCGAAUGAAAAGGUUCAUGGCGAGGCGCUUCUCAUGAAAUACAUCGCGGACCAUACAUCCAUUCCCGUGCCGCGUGUGAUUGGGUAUGGGACCGACUAUGAGAAUCCCACUGGUCUGGGUCCGUAUAUCAUCAUGACGUGGGUGGAGGGGAGGAAGAUGUCCGAGUUACUUCGAAAGGAUGCUUCAUCGGGUAAAGAUGAAGCUCUGGAUCUUGAUAUCGACGGGGAUAUGCUCAGGGUGUUGUACGGACAAAUGGCACAUAUCCUGCUGGAGUUGUGGAAACUCGACUUUGAUCGUAUUGGUAGUCUUGGUCGGGAUGAAGGCACCGGCGAGUCGCGCAUCACAGAACGACCAGUAACCCUGGCGAUGAAUGAACUGGUUCGGACGUGCGGGCUUGUCGAUUCGACUCCCACGAGAACAUAUACCAGCUCCGCGGAUUAUAUUAUCUCUUUGCUUGAGUCACAAUCAACGCAUCUGCAGGAACAGCGGAAUAGUAUCUACGAUUCCACGGACUGUCGCGAGAAAUAUGCUUGUCGUCAUCUAAUGAAAGCUAUAGCGUUGAGCUUUCUAUCCGAGAAAGAUAAUCACGGUCCUUUUAAAUUGUUCGGUGAUGAUCUCUGUCCUGGGAACGUCUUGGUAAAUGAUUCCUUCCAAAUUACCGGUGUGAUUGACUGGGAAUUCUGCUACGCAGCGCCCGCCCAAUUCGCCGGCAGUAUCCCGUGGUGGUUGUUGCUCGAACGACCGCAUAGGAUUAUUUAUAAUUCGGGAGUCGAUACUUUCUUUGACCAGUACUUACCGAAGGCAGAUGUGUUCCUGCAGUGUCUGGAACAGAAGGAAGCAGAGCAGGGGAUUCCCUCUUCACACGAUAGACUGUCGGCGCGAAUGCGCCAGUCAAUCCGGGAUAGAAGCGCGUGGUUCAACCUGGCAUGUCGGAUGGUCCCGUCCGUCGAUAUGAUAUAUUGGGAUCUCGUUGACGAGUAUUGCUGGGGUUCGAGCGAAACGAUAGCGGAGAGAGUGUACAACUUUACUGCGACGCCUGAGAUGCAUAGGACGCGUGAGGAGUUCGUCAGGACCAAAGUUAAACAGCUUCAGGAGUACUAUGCCGAGCUGGGGGAGGACACUAAGGUCUUCUAUGAGGAAGAACAAUUUCGCAAAACGGAGCUAGAACGGGACAAGGAUAUCAAUCCCAAGAAUCUAAGUGGUCAUCUCUUGACGGGUGCUGUUGUUUUCUCCGCUCUGGCCUUUGCUGCUCAUCUGAUUCUAAGACGACAUCGUCCAUGAGUGUUCAGAAAGAAGUAAUGUCAAAAGAUAUUUCCAGAUCAUAGUGGCGACUAGAAAGAUGAAUAAAUCUGGACAAGUAAUGCAACCACAGGGUGGAUAUUAUCACCACUAGCCACUGGUACAAAACCCACAUCUCAAGUUUACGGAAUCAUUGCAAUUGAUAAGAGAUACCAUCAUGAG
Messenger RNA from Aspergillus sclerotioniger CBS 115572, 1966 nucleotides. RefSeq lists its product as uncharacterized. The coding region runs from base 269 to 1786 and encodes 505 amino acids. The transcript is spliced from 2 exons. The record is from RefSeq and is a predicted model, not a curated record. NCBI's taxonomy places the organism in Eukaryota, Fungi, Ascomycota, Eurotiomycetes, Eurotiales, Aspergillaceae.